GGACGAUCUGGGCUUUAAAGAGGCAGGCUCUGGCUAAAAUUGGAACCUUGGCUUUUGUUUCAGCGCAAGACAUAAAGACGGGCUGUCAUCUCCAGCACAGGUUUCUGGCUGGGAACGGCCGACAGGGAUCACAGGAGCAAACAGCGGCGAGGUCUUCGGAAAGAGACGGAACCCUCCUGCAUUUUUUUAUACACAGGGAGUGAGAGUGAGGGGGGAGGCCAGGAAAGAGACAGGGGAUGGGGAGUGUGUGUGUGGGGGGGGGGCAGACUGAUGUGUCAACUUAACAUCAGCUUCUUGCAAACCAGGCAGGACAAACCCGACAUCAUCGCAUUUCAUAAACAGUCCCGAAGAGAACAGCAGUGGCGGCGUUUGUAGGCUUUAGAACAAAUACCAUUUCGAACAGCAAACCAAAAUUAAGAGCUUAUCGUGUUGGAAGCAGCACUUGUUGCUAAGGAGCUGAGCUGCAACUGCCAGAAGCUGUUUAGGCCUAAUGGAUUCAGCUGAAGGCUCUGUUCGGACUGUGAUGUAGCAUCUCCAAAGAUUUCUCCGACGCCAGAGGUCCUCCUCCUGGGAGCAGCAGGCGUCCUGACUGAGCUGUCACAACGGAUGUGUCCUUGUAAAAUCCCUGCUAAAUGAAGACACCUGCAUAUGAAAAUGAAGACAAUGGCUGAAUCUGCAGUGGAGUCUGAUUUGGACCCCCAGUGGCCCUGCAGAUGGCUCUAGCAGGGGCCCCGGCAGGCUGCCGUGCCAGUGGCUGCUGCUGAGCUACAGCCAUGGCGCCUAAAGGACCUGCGCAGUUCAGGGCCGAGGAGAGCCUGGUGCAGGUGGUGGUCCGAGUGCGCCCCCUGCUGCCCAAAGAGCUGCUGCACAGCCAUGAGAGCUGCAUCACGGCGGACCCUGUGCUCAAUAGGGUGACCCUCGGCCAUGACCGCCACUUCCAGUGUGACUUUGUUUUUGCGGAGAGCAGUGGCCAAGAGGAGGUGUACUCCACCUGUGUGCAGCCCCUCAUCGAGGCUUUCUUCCUGGGCUUCAACGCAACAGUGUUCGCCUACGGACAGACAGGCUCAGGCAAAACCUACACCAUUGGGGAGGCCAAUAUCUCCUCCUUCAGCGAUGACGAGCAGGGCAUCAUCCCGCGAGCCGUGGCCGAGGUCUUCAAGUUGCUGGACGAGAACGACCUGAGCGACUUCUCCGUGCGGAUCUCCUACCUGGAGGUGUACAAGGAGGAGUUCAGGGACCUUCUGGAGGUGGAGACGGCUAGUAAGGACAUCCACAUCCGGGAGGAUGACAAGGGCAACAUUGUCCUCUGUGGGGUCAAGGAGUGCGAGGUGGAGGGGCUGGACGAGGUGCUGAGCCUGCUGGAGACAGGGAACGCAGCCAGGCACACAGGGGCCACGCAGAUGAACCCCAGCUCCAGCCGCUCGCACACCAUCUUCACCCUGGCCAUGGAGCAGCGGCAGGGUGGGCCCCGGGCCCCUGGCGCCGCCGCACACGUCCUGGCCUCCAAGUUUCACUUCGUGGACUUGGCCGGCUCCGAGCGCGUCCUCAAGACCGGCAACACGGGCGAGCGGCUGAAGGAGAGCAUCCAGAUCAACAGCGGGCUGCUGGCGCUGGGCAACGUCAUCGGGGCGCUGGGGGACCCCAAGAGAAGGGGCUCGCACAUCCCCUAUAGGGACUCCAAAAUCACCAGGAUCUUGAAGGACUCUCUGGGAGGGAAUGCCAAGACCCUGAUGAUCGCGUGCAUCAGCCCCUCCUCCGCCGACUUCGACGAGAGCCUCAACACGCUGAACUACGCCAGACGGGCUCAGAACAUUCAGAACCGGGCUGUAGUGAACUACCGGCGGGCAGAGCCGAACCGCACGGAGGGACUGGAGCUGCAGAUCAAAGCCUUGCGUCGGGCCCUGGAGAAUCGGCAGAGGUCUGAGACCCGCACCAUCGCCCGGCAGGACCCCGAGAGACGCGCCGGGGCGGGGGGCGGAGAGCUGGGCAGGCUGCAAGCAGAAAGCGCACACUACAGGACUUGCACAGACGCUGCGUACAGGCUGCUGCUGGAGCUGCAGGGAGAGGGCGCGCUGAGCCCAGGCCAGCUGCUGCAGGUGAAGGAGUGGCUGUGCUCUGUGGAGGAGCAGCGCAGCGAGCUGAGCACGGCCUCAGGCCUGGACAGCGGAAUCGAGAGCACGUCCACAGAGGAAGGAACCACAGAGCUGCAGAAGGGGAAGGGUGCCACCACACACCAGGUUAUUGAACAGGGGGCAGAGGAGUGUGAGAAGGACCGGGAUGAGUACAUCUCUCAGCUACAGGCUCGGAUCCAGCAGCUGGAGAAGGAGAACACAGACUUCCUGGCUGCUCUGGAGGAUGCCAUGGAGCAGUACAAACAGCAGAGUGACAAGCUUCAGGAGCAACAGGAUGUAAUUGCUGAGCUGCAGACAUGCCUGGUCCAGCCUGGCUCCUCUGUGUCAGGUUUAGUGGUUGGUGUCCACCUGGUGCAUCUCAAGCAGAGGCCGCACACUGCUCCUACAGACUCCACACGUCUCUGCACUUCAAGUGCAGUGCAGUCCACACUUGUUUCAAACGGGGACAAUAGAAGGAUCAGUUCCAGAAAGGUGAGCCAUUCAGGUCCCGGCAGCUGUACGGGGAGGGAGGAUUGUGUACACUGCUGCCAGGAAGGAGAGGAAUACCAGGUAGACUCCUUUCAGGACCCUGACCUCCUUGCCGCUGAAGAAGAAGGGCAAGGCAGUCAGAUCAAGAUGAAGAGAGACAGAGGGAGACACCUGAACAUGACCUGGACCAAGAGAGAAGUGCUGAGUACUGCCUUGUCUGGCCAAGGGAGGGGGUGUGUGUCCCCAGAUCUGCUACUGCCAAAGUCAAACAGCAGUGGUGAGGGGUCAGGUCUGCGAGGAUCUAUGGGAGACAGCUGCCCCCUGGUGACCUCCGGCCCAGGCCAGAGUGGCUCGGACUGGGGACUCCUGCAGGCCCAGCAGAAGAUCCGUGAGCUGUCCAUCAACAUCCGCAUGAAGGAGGAACUGAUCAAGGAGCUGGUCAAGACAGGGAGGGACGCCCAGGCCAUGAACAGGCAGUACAGCCGGAAGAUCUCGGAGCUGGAGCGGCAGGCGGAGCGCGCGCGGGCCGAGCUGACGGAGGCGCAGAAGCAGCUGCAGGACCUGGAGGGCCACGAGCCCCGGGACCCGGCCAACCGGUCCAAGGCGCAGGAGUGCCGCAGGAAGAUCGCCGCGGCACAGAGCAGAGUGCAGGUCCUGAAGCAGAAGCAGCGUGACACGGCACGGCUGGCCUCCCUGUCAGCCCAGAGCGAGCGGCGGGUCCAGGAGCUGGAGAGGAACGUGCAGAACAUGCGGCAGCAGCAGGACCAGCUGCAGCGCCGCCUGCGCCAGGAGAGCCAGCAGAAGCGCCGGCUGGAGAGCGAGAUGCAGAGGGGCAAACAUCGUGUCAAGGAGCUGGAGAUAAAGAACGAGCAGCAGCAGAAGAUCCUGAGGAUCAAGACGGAGGAGAUCGCGGCCUUCCAGAGGAAGAGGCGCAGCGGGAGCAAUGGUUCUGUCAUCUCGUUGGAGGAGCAGCAGAAGAUAGAGGAGCAGAAGCGCUGGCUGGACGAGGAGAUGGAGCACGUGCUGGGGCAGCGCCGGGGGCUGGAGGAGCUGGAGGGCGAGCUGACCAAGAGAGAGCAGAUCCUGGCCAAAAAGGAGGCCCUGCUGCAGGAGCGCAGCGGCCUGGAGAGCAAGAGGCUGCGCUCCAGCCAGGCCCUGAGUAAAGACCUCGUCCUCCUGUCCAGCCGCAUCGAGUCCCUGGAGCGGGAGCUCUCCGAGAGGAACGGCCAGCUCCGCAGCAGCAGUGCCCAGGACUCCCAGCAGAUCCGCCAGGAGAUAUCCAACCUGCGCCUGGAGAAGGACCAGCUCCUGAAGCAGCGAACAGAGCUGGACGACAAACUGCGCCAGGGCAGCCUUCUCUCCCCCGAGGAGGAGCGGACUCUGUUCCAGCUGGAUGAGGCCAUCGAGGCUUUGGAUGCUGCCAUAGAGUACAAGAACGAGGCCAUCACCCAGCGGCAGAGGCAGCUCCGGGCCUCCGCCAGCAUGCUGUCCCAGUGGGAGAUGAACCUGAUGGCCAAGCUCAGCUACCUGUCCGCCUCCGAGACACGAGCCCUCCUCUGCAAGUACUUCGACAAGGUGGUGUGUCUGCGCGAGGAGGAGCGCCGGCUGCAGCUGGCCCUGGCAGAGCUGGAGAUGCGCACUGAGGAGCAGCAGCAGCUGGUCCAGUGGCUGGAGGCAGCGCUGGAGAGGCAGCGGCUGGACACUGACCGCAGGCUGACCCAGCAGCAGAAGGAGCACGAGAGGAACAUCCAGCUGCUGCUGCAGCAGUGCAGAGAGCAAAUGGAUGAAGGGCUGGCGGGGAGGCAGCGCCAGUACGAGGGCUGGAUUCACAACCUUGGCAAGGAGCUCAGCCACUGCAAGCUGGCCAACCAGGAGCUGAGCAAUAAACUGAGGGAGCUGUGGGGGCAAACCGGUCAGCCUGCAGACCAGGCCAAAGGGACGGCCGGGGGCAGAGCGGAGGACAGCGGGGAGCCGCCGGACAGAGGGCCCAGGCCCAGGGAGGAGGUCCGGGAGCUGGUGCGUGCGCCCCUGCCCCCCACGUGGCGCCGCUCGUCCCUUCCCAGCGAAGACCAGCCGGGCCUGGAGGAGCUGCGCCAGCGCCUGCCCGGCCUGGCCCCAGGGCCCUGGGGGGGCCCCCUGCCCCCGGCCCCCUCGGCCCUGGCCAGACCCCGGAGGGAGCUCCGCAGGUCCAGCCUGAGCACCGGGCCGCUGCUGACCAGCGCCAGCAUCAUUGACGUGCGGAGAAACCCGCUCUGAAGGCGGGAUCAGCACCUGCUGCUUCCUGUCUGCACCGGGACACAGGAAGUCCUGAUCGCUGCUGUCGUCUCGCGCGGUCCCACGCUGCCAUUCCCGUGUGCGCACACGCUUUCACCUGUAAACGCCUUUUGUCCCUGUU
Messenger RNA from Lepisosteus oculatus (spotted gar), 4995 nucleotides. Lineage: Eukaryota; Metazoa; Chordata; Actinopteri; Semionotiformes; Lepisosteidae. The record is from RefSeq and is a predicted model, not a curated record.